AUGAGUGUGCACGAAUAUCAUGUGGAGACUUUCUCUGGGUUGUGGUCCGGGAAUAAUCGAUCUUAUCCAGUUUCGGUUCCACGCAGAAGAAACACACACUCUUCUGUUCGAUGGCAUCCACAAGUUCUGGUGUGUUCAUCGAGGAACAAACGAUGCAUACCUGGCACUGAGUCAGCACAUGUGCUGACUAGGCAAAGGAUUGAAGCAUGCAUUGGGAUAGGGGAACGUGACUGA
Sphenostylis stenocarpa is the source of this 234-nucleotide messenger RNA. Lineage: Eukaryota; Viridiplantae; Streptophyta; Magnoliopsida; Fabales; Fabaceae. The record is from the annotation of a GenBank genome assembly.